AUGUUGAAUUACAACAAAGGACCUCCACCUUCCAUCAGAUUAAAGAAGGACAAACAUCUCCUGGACUCUCUGGGACUGGGCUGCCUAAUCGCAUGCUUCAGCUCCAUGGAGCACAUUAAGACCAAAGGCUCAGAACUCCUGUCCUGGGUCUCUUCUGGUUUGGCAGGGUUCCUCUACAAACAUGAUGCAACUGGAAAGCCCUGCUACUAUCCCACCAACAUUCGAUGCUGGACAGAAUGGUUCGACAGAGACGACCCUUCUGCAACUAGAGACUGGGAAACUCUUUGCAAGCUCUGCAAAGAGAACCCUGGAAAGAUCUGCCCUACACCAGCAGCUAUCGAAGCCAAGACUCUAUCUGGGCUCACUGUGGCUGCAGUGGGGGACGUGAUUUACAAAAAUGACAUAACUUCAGGAUUCAUCUGCAGAAACAAAGACCAGAUCAACAAUAAGAAGUGCAACGAUUAUUGUGUUCGCUUCAGCUGCUAUCCCCCAUUUUGUGGCGGAGGAGUGUGUUGGACCAGCUGGUUUAAUCGCGACAAUCCUGGUGAGACAGGAGACUGGGAGAUUUUAAGUGAAUUGAAAAAACCAAACAAAAUUUGUGACAACCCUCUGUAUGUGGACGCUGUUACCACUGACACGAUGACCCCAGCCAUCUACACAGGGGAGACCUUUUACAUGUACAAUCCAACUGACGGAUUUGUUUGCCGCAAUAAGGACCAGACUACUGGCAAGUGCAGUGACUACAAAGUUCGCUUUAGAUGCCCAUGUAACAACUGAGCCCUGAUUGAGUCCACCACGCUUAGAAUUAUGGGGAGAGAAGAAGUUCCUCUUCAUAUCACUUUAAUUUUCUUGUGCUAUUUCUUUUGUUUAAUAAUUCAUUUUUUACUGGGCGUAAUAUCGGGAAGAAUUUGUAAUGGGCCCCCUUUGCAGACAUCUUCACUUAUCGGCAUUGCAGAAGCACAGGUGUUGCUAAAUUAAAGAUGAUCUUGUUUCACUGAAGCGACCAUGGUGAUGUGAACGACACAAAAGCAGCUAAAAAUGAAGA
This is a messenger RNA of Oreochromis niloticus (Nile tilapia), 1045 nucleotides long. RefSeq lists its product as uncharacterized. The record is from RefSeq and is a predicted model, not a curated record. The coding region runs from base 1 to 777 and encodes 258 amino acids. NCBI's taxonomy places the organism in Eukaryota, Metazoa, Chordata, Actinopteri, Cichliformes, Cichlidae. The transcript has 8 exons.